This is a messenger RNA of Spodoptera exigua (beet armyworm), 384 nucleotides long. Lineage: Eukaryota; Metazoa; Arthropoda; Insecta; Lepidoptera; Noctuidae. The record is from the annotation of a GenBank genome assembly.
AUGCUUAAACUAUUGAAAACGCAACUUCGUCCGGUGGAGAGUCCGGUGUCCGGCCAAGCGCUACCAAUUUCCGGACACUCUCACAUCGAUGAUUGCGGGUACUACGAUCCGAAUCACAUAGAAAUAAAUCACAGGCUGCCGUACCUAUCGUUCGUGCAUUUAAUAUCGGUCGACCAACCAGCAGAUGGAUCGCUUGAUGGUUGUUCAUGUAUCCGCUACACGUCGACGUAUGGCAAGGAGCGUGGCACGUUCAGCAGCCCCGACUACCCGCGCCCCUACCCGUCCCGGAUCGACUGCCUCCUCUACACCUUCGUCGCGGCGCCCCACGAGAUUGUCGAGCUCGUCUUCACAGACUUCGACAUUUUCAAGGAGCAUCUUGAGUGA